AUGACGGUGAUGCUGCCGCCGCUGCUGCUGACGGUGACAAUGGGCUGUUGCGAGGAUCUGAACAGCACCCUGCCCCCCCAGAUUGAGGAGAUGCUCAAGUGUGCAGAGGUGGAUCUGGCCGGUUUGCUUGGGACACUGUUAGAAACAGUGUCCAACUUGGACUUGCUGUCUCUGUUAGACCUCACUUCCCCACUCAAUAUCCUCGGUGGUGGUGGCCAGAGUGGUCCCCCAGACAAGGGGACCAGCAGCGAGUCCUCAAAUCUCCCAUUGCCAUCACUCUCCAAAGCCACUGAUGCUGUUGGUAACCUGAUACCCUUGGCCCAGGGGGUCUUGGGAGGCCUACUACCCAAUGGUGCAAAGAGGGAUCCUGCAAGGAAAGCUGGCUCUUCUCUUCUCUCUAAUCUCCCCCUGAGUGGUGUGCUCAACCAAGUCAGUGAACCCCUGAGUGGUGUGCUCAACACAGUGGGCGGGCUCACAGAAUCCACUGAGGGCAUACUGAAUAGUGUGGUGCCAGGUGGUGUCACUGAUGCACUCUCAGGCCUGCUCAGAGGUGUGAACCUGAAGGAUCUCCUGCUAGGAUUAGAGGUUCAAAAAGCAACGGUGGACGACAUGAUGUCAGCGAUGACGGACAAUGAGAUCCUUGUCCAAGCCCAGACUACUGCCUUCAUUGGUGGAAAAGGCCUAGUAGGACCUGUUAUCAGCCUCCUGGGAUUUCAGGUGAAUGGGGACAUGACUCUGAAAAUUGGGAUUUCCAUAAACAGCACCCAAUGUGUCAACCUCCAAGUCAAGGAGAAGGACAUCAAGGUCAACAAAGUGUACCUUCAGUUGGUGAAGACGGUCACAGAUGUUUUGCCUCUCCCUGUCCCUCUGCCCUUGGAUGAUGUCAUUUCUCAAUUGCUGACAGUUAAAUUGCAAGAAAACUUGGAAGAAGCAAAAUCAUGUGACAUUGAUCUCAGUGAUUUCACCGAAUGCAAAAACUGUGAGUACAGACACACAACCUCCCAGGGGCUGCCCAAGUCAAUGCAGGGGGGUGGACAACCCUCCCUAGGAAUCCCAUUGGGUGAUAGACAGAAGAGGAUGGGCCUGUGA
This is a messenger RNA of Phyllostomus hastatus (greater spear-nosed bat), 1089 nucleotides long. RefSeq names its product vomeromodulin-like. The transcript is spliced from 6 exons. The record is from RefSeq and is a predicted model, not a curated record. Gene Ontology annotation, biological process: sensory perception of smell. The coding region runs from base 1 to 1089 and encodes 362 amino acids. Lineage: Eukaryota; Metazoa; Chordata; Mammalia; Chiroptera; Phyllostomidae.